AUGAGAACGAUUUCUUUAGUCAAUCGGCUAAAAUGGUCGUUCUCGGGCAAUAUGAAUCCACAUGCUCUUGUACUUGGCGACGUUGACAAUGACGGUGAAAAUGAAUUUGUCACUGGCAACCUUAGUGGCGAUCUAGCAGUAUUCAAAGGAGAAUGUGCUCAUGGCCUGCCGACAUUUGUUUGUCACGGUCUAGGCACUAUUACCUGUAUCGCUAUUGGCGACGUACGCAACUGUGGAAAGAACUCGGUUGUGUGCAUAAAUGCUGAAGGACAAGCUCAUAUUUUCGACAUACCUCGCCUUGCCGCCGAUCAUCCGCUCAUGUCAGUUGAUGAAUACUUAAAACACGGGCGACGUGCUUCGGAUACGUCCAGUAUUCAAGCUUUUCGACGCAUGAUGGAGCAAAGUGCAGAAGACGGACAACACUACAAGGGCACAUCCGACAAACCGCACAUCCACAACCUACAAAAACCAAAUUUGUCGCUAAACGUACCUGUCAAUGUCAACCGCAUCCUUAUUGCCGAUGUUGAUGGCGAUUCGUUGAAUGAACUUGUACUCGCACGCACGGACCGAAUACUUCACGCGUUCCAGCUUCAAUCGACCGCCGACCAGCCACUACCGAAAAAUAUUGAAGCACCAGCAUCAACAAGCAACCUAUCAUCCCAUUAUAUUCCUACGUCUAUUCAGUCAUCGCUUUCCGUGCUAUCGUCCAGUAAAGAGCGAGGGAAACUGCUGGCAAAUCGAAGCGUCAUGUCGGAUCCUAAAGAACGACCUUCUGCGAGCGUACUACGAAAAGGAAUGGGAUGGAGCAAAACAUCGAGGUCAGCCAAAGACGCGGAUCUAGCUCAACCUAAGCACUACACGACUCUGCCAAAUCCAGAUGGAAAAGUUGAACUGUUGAUCAAAGAUGUUUGGGUUUUCGACGGUCAGAUUACUUCACUGGCAACAACAGUCCACCCAGAAAGGCCCAAUGAGCCUAUUCUACUUGUUGCGCAGCCUGGCAACACGUUUACCAUUAUCGAUUGUCAUGGCAACCGAUACAACCGCGAUUUCACCCCACAAUACUCUCCUCGCACGUUUUACGGACGAUAUCAUGGCCUCCAAAAACGCACAUCGUAUGCAUCAUCUCAGCAAUCCGAUCAGCAAAAAGCAGACGAUAGUGCACGAGUAAAGAGCAAAGGAAGCGAGGAAAGUUUAGCAACAACACCAAAAGCGAGCGAAGGACCAUUAUCCAGAGCGACGCGUACAAUUCGCACGCUUUUACAACGAGGCAGUAGUACGAAAGAUACACAUAUCCCUGCAGGAAUAGAGACGGAGAACAUCAUUAUGAACUGUGAAGGCAAAAUCCAGGACGUGGCAGGUGACGAGAUUAAGCGAUCCAGCUACAUUGUCCAAAAUUGGCCGGAUAUUGACGGUGACGAUAUCAUGGGUGAAGAAGAGAGUGGUGCCGUUGCUACAGAAAUUGUUGUGGGAAAACGGCUGCACGAUAUAAUGCACGCACUAGAUAAUCAUAAAGGAGGGGAAGUAGAUGAUGACGACGGCGAGGACGAUCCAGAUGAUGGAAACCAAAUUGGCAUGCUUAGCAUGGACGGCAAGUUUACGAUCUACAACCUUCGAACAAAAGAAGUUUCACCGCAUGACCUAUUCGUUACGCACAAACUUUUCAGUCUGGCCACAUUGGAUAUAUCAUCAUCGUCGAAUUUGGAUCACACACCUCCGCCUUCGUUUUUGAGACAAUACCCUUCAUUUCAAAGUUCAGCCAGCUCUCCACAACUGCGAUUCCCUUCGCCCUCUGUCCCAGGCGAAUCAUAUUCAUCCAACAAUGGCAGCACCAAAGCUGAAAACGUAUCAAAUGCAGCCUCGCCAGCGUUCAGCUCAUCUUCCAGACUAUCUCGUAUACCCACUAAUGAACGACAAAAUUCGAGCAAUAGCAACAAUAACAACAAAGAUCAUGAUUUGGCAAGGACUUCCUCCAGCGCUACGGGUAGGUCGUCGACGGAUGAGCAACAGCCAGUCAACAGCGGUGCAAUUGAAGCGCACGACGUCGAAUCCGCCAUCACUAAAGCUGUCGCGGACGCUGUCAGCGAUUCGACAGCGGCCGACUCGCCAUCACGACGAGGGAGUAGAGCUAGCACUAACACGAGUUCCUAUUACAAGGAAAAUGGUGAUUGGAGCGAAGCCGAAGACGAAGACGAGAACGAGGAGCAGAUGCCUGGUGCUGAACUCUUUGUAGCCUGCGCAUGGAACGGUGUAACUUAUCUAAUAGACUGGAGCCAACGAACAGAGGAUGAAGAAGGGCAAUCCAAGGUCAAAUUCCAGCUGGUCAAAUUUGCAUUUGAAGGACGCGUGUGUGCAUUUACUGCAGGUCUAUAUGCUGUUGCCCCUGGCCGUAAUGUACCGUGCCUGUUUUACGUUGACUUUGAGGAUCAGAUAUAUGUUUACUAUGAUGUACAUGUCUCCCCUGGACCUGUUACUGGCUUUAUUGACGCAAUCGACGAUGACAUUGAAGAAGCUCUUGAGCGUGUCGUCGAUAUUGAAAACAGUAUCAAAACUUUAAAAAAUAACUCGCUUAAAAAUGAGGACCCAGAAGAAGGACCCUUAAUUGAUCUUGGUGACGGCUGGAAAGGCAUAGCAGAAAGUAAGAUUACACUGGAUCAGGAUAGUGGAGAUGGACAUGACACUUGUUCAUCCGAAGAGCAUCUAGAUAUAACAGACUAUAUCCAUGAAUGCAUGUAUGGUUUUGGCGAUAUGAAGGAUCGGCUGGAGGAGCAAGUGUCUACAUUGGAACAGCGGCGGCGCAACCAUCAUUUGCCAGCUGGAGUGGACAUUCGUCGCCUUUCAGAUCUCAACAUCACGAUCGAACCACACCUAGAUCGAGAUACUGAAUCAGAGGAAGAAACUCAACGUCGACAAAGUAGGAGCAGCCGGGGGAAAUCGAGCCUGGCAGAGUCGUUUGCUGAAGCUGAGGAUGAUGAUGAUGAUUCUGCAUGGCUAUCGGAUGCUCUACUAGAUUCACCUUUAUUUAAAGAUAAUAAUAAUUAUCAUCGCCACCAUCAACACGGGCCUAUGUAA
Zychaea mexicana is the source of this 3069-nucleotide messenger RNA. RefSeq lists its product as uncharacterized. Bases 1 to 3069 code for a protein of 1022 amino acids. The record is from RefSeq and is a predicted model, not a curated record. The transcript is spliced from 10 exons. Gene Ontology annotation, cellular component: KICSTOR complex. Lineage: Eukaryota; Fungi; Mucoromycota; Mucoromycetes; Mucorales; Lichtheimiaceae. Gene Ontology annotation, biological process: regulation of TOR signaling.